AUGGGUGCCGGGAACUCCAGGCGGCCGCAGCCCGCAGAUCCACCCUUGGCCUUGGCCCUGGACGCGCUACCCCCGGAGCUACUGGUGCAAGUGCUGAGCCACGUGCCGCCGCACACGUUAGUGACACGCUGCCGCCCCGUGUGCCGCGCCUGGCGCGACGUGGUUGACGGGCCCACUGUGUGGCUGCUGCAGCUGGCCCGCGACCGCAGCGCCCAGGGCCGCGCAAUUUAUGCGAUGGCCCAGCGCUACCCGCCCAACAGCGAAGAAGAGGAGGAGCUACCGCUCUGCGCCCUGGCGCGCUAUUGUGUGCGCGCGCCGCUAGGCCGCAACCUCAUUUUCAACUCCUGUGGCGAGCAGGGAUUCAGAGGCUGGGAAGUGGAACAUGGUGGAAAUGGUUGGGCCGUGGAAAAGAACGUAAUUCUGGUUCCUGGGGCCCCUUCCCAGACCUGCUUCGUGACUUCUUUCGAAUGGUGCUUCAAGAGGCAGAUUGUGGACCUGGUAAUGGAGGGGGUGUGGCAGGAGCUGCUGGACAGCGCCCAGCUCGAAAUCUGUGUGGCGGACUGGUGGGGUGCCCGAGAGAACUGCAGCUGCAUCUACCGGCUCCGGGUCCGCCUCCUGGACAUACAUGAAAAUGAAGUGGUCAAGUUCUCUGCCUCCCCAAAUCCAGUCCUUCAGUGGACCGAGAGAGGCUGCCGACAGGUCUCCCAUGUCUUCACCAACUUUGGCAAGGGCAUUCGCUACGUGUCUUUCGAGCAGUACGGGAGAGACACACGCUCCUGGGUGGGCCACUACGGUGCCCUCGUGACCCACUCCAGUGUAAGGGUUCGAAUCCGUCUGUCCUAG
Chrysochloris asiatica (Cape golden mole) is the source of this 843-nucleotide messenger RNA. It is a transcript of the gene FBXO17, whose product is annotated as F-box protein 17. Lineage: Eukaryota; Metazoa; Chordata; Mammalia; Afrosoricida; Chrysochloridae. Gene Ontology annotation, biological process: glycoprotein catabolic process; SCF-dependent proteasomal ubiquitin-dependent protein catabolic process. The coding region runs from base 1 to 843 and encodes 280 amino acids. Gene Ontology annotation, molecular function: protein binding; ubiquitin protein ligase activity. Gene Ontology annotation, cellular component: cytoplasm; SCF ubiquitin ligase complex. The record is from RefSeq and is a predicted model, not a curated record. The transcript has 5 exons.